Messenger RNA from Macrobrachium nipponense, 1414 nucleotides. Its product is annotated as mucin-17-like. Lineage: Eukaryota; Metazoa; Arthropoda; Malacostraca; Decapoda; Palaemonidae. The coding region runs from base 267 to 1382 and encodes 371 amino acids. The transcript has 4 exons. The record is from RefSeq and is a predicted model, not a curated record.
CUGCCGCCAGCGUCUCAGAGGGAACCACAGUCUCCGGCACGACUUCCAAUGAAACUGAGCCCACGACCACCGCCAGCGUCUCAGAGGGAACCACAGUCUCCGGCACGACUUCCAAUGAAACUGAGCCCACGACCACCGCCAGCGUCUCAGAGGGAACCACAGUCUCCGGCACAACUUCCAAUGAAACUACUUCAGAACAGGCAAGUGAAUCUACAGGAACACACCCAACCAAUGUAAGUGUUUCAGAGGGAACCACAUUCUCCAAAAUGCCUUCUAAUGAAACUACAACGAAGGAAGAAUUGCAAAGUGGAUUAUCUACGACAUCCUCGGCAAAUGUGAGUCAUUUUUUAGAGUCAACUUUGCCUCCUACAACAUUUAAUGAAACUAUUUCAACUAACGAAAGCACAUCCACACAAGAAAUGACAACUGGAACUGAACUACCAAAGGUCACAGAAAACGAACCUCCCUUCCCAGUAUUCCCUGUCAAUAAUACAACUGUCUCAGAGACUUCGUCAACUGCUGCUACCUCGCCAGAGACCACUAAAUCUUCAGAGGAAUGGACAAGACCACCCACUUCUGUAAGUCCUCCAGAAGUAUCUUCAACUCUAAUAACCUCCAAUACAACACAGGGCGUAGAAUCACCUACAACUGCGUCACUUGGAACAACCACUGUGAGCACAAAUUGCACAGAGUUGUCAGAGAAGGAAAAGGAAGCCUUGACACAACUUCAUCUGAAUAUGUCAUCGAUUCUAGCAAAAAUAAAGGACAUGCAGACAGAAAUUGAGAAGUGCAUGCACAAUGCGACCUCCAUUCAACGCGUUUUAGAGCUGUCUUCAAUCCUCCAAAAUUUGAUUUCAAAGUAUCAGGAGAUACUCAAGAGCCUCGAGGCAUAUCAGAAUCCUAAAGACCGAUAUCGAGGGAUGAAUUUCAUUCGGUCAGCCUUGAAGAUCGAACUGAGGAACGGAACUCCUAAUCCGAGAAGUCAAUGCACAGACGAGAAGACCCCUAUCAGCCUCCUGAGGUCCAUCACAGACUUGCGUGACCUGCUCACAAAACUCAAGAAUGUCCCUGAGGACGAAGACAUGCAGAAUCAAGUCAUCUGUGCCACCAAGAGAAUUGCAAACGUCUUGACAACGAUCGCAAAGACUGGCGAUACGCCAACGGAGAAGGACUCCUCAAAAACGGUCAAGCUCCUGAAGGAGAUCGAGCAGUUCGCCCUCAGGAGCGUCGAGACUGCUGCUACACAGAGAGAGUCGGCCAACAGAGUCAAAGAGGAGGAGCUUCGAAAACAACUGGUGGUCCUCAACAGCGAGAAGAAGGAAUUGCAAGACGAGAUCGACGAAGUCGAGGCCAGUUUGAGGCAAGAUGAAGAACCGCGUUAAAUGAUGUCUUAGUACAUAUAUAUAAUUUUCAU